GCGCGCGCGUCAGGAAGGUUAGGAAGUACUACGAUGACGACUCGACGUUCUGGGACCUCGCAGUGUUGACGAUCGUGACCACGGUGUUCGAUUUCCAUCUCUUGUAUCCAGUAUUGGGUGACAACGCUGCCGUGAACUUGACAGAGCGCCAGUCGAAAUUCUCGAAGACAGACAUCUUAUUAGAUCGGAAUGGUUCUCGCAUCGGCGCUUGUUUGUUCGAGUUCAAGCGGCUGCUCGGGCCGUGCUGGUCGCAGGAUAGCCCUACCCGAAUGCCAUGGUCAAUACUUGAUGUCGUCGGUGCUCCAUUGACAGAUGAUGACUUCAUGAAGCGAUCGAGGGGGUCAAUACUGCGAUUGGCGACUUCGGCGUUCAGACGAUACGAGGUGAAGUACUCGACGUGGCCGUACAAAAUGUACAGGAUGAUCGACAGCGGAGUUCCCGAUGCCGAGAAGGAGCGCGUCGCCCAGAGCCUCCUGGACGCGUCGAGGAAUGAGCUUGACAUCUACAGCUUCGGCAUCCGCUCCCAGUUUGACACGGUGCCCAUGCUGCUGAGUUCCCGAUGCAGAUCCAUCUUGGCAGCCGACUUCAAGAACCAUCCCCACGACAUUGCGAACAUCGAGCGCACGAACUCGGAGCUGGCGGCCUACCACAGGAAGAGGGCCCCUGGGAGGAGCUCAGUACACGUUGCGCGUGAGCAGAUGGUACGCGAGGCGCUCCACGUUCACCUGGAUCGGAACGGCUUCCACCCGUUGUCGCCGAGCUCCCUUGCCAACUUGCCAGCCGAGGAGUCUGUGGAGCUGACGCCGUUCAUCUGCAAGGACGGCGGCAACAGCGGCCCCUUGCUGUUCGCCAUGCAGGGCGCGUCUUCAAGCCAGCCGCUCGCGCUUGGGGACGCGUCAGAUGCGCCGAGUUCGUCCUCAGCGCCAGCUUCGCGCCCUACUUCUCACGAGAACGAGGUUUUCAUGGCGCCCGUGGUCGUGCGGCGACCCAACCCAGCCCUGCUUGCAGCGCCCGCUGGACAGGCGGCCAGCUCGAGAGCAGACGCCGCGGGCCCCCCCCGACGGCGCGUCGGCCUGAACCCUUUCAUGCUUGCACGGAACAAGUACUUGCAGUCGGUCAAGAUGGCAAAAGGCAGAACGCUGACUUGCGAAGAGCUCACAUCCGCCAAGGAGAAGUUCAGGGCAGACUGGGCUGAGCGCGGGAAGCGCGAUGGUGGCCACGACCUGGAUCGCAGCGUCUACGACGAGUGGAGGGAUGACCCCCCAGAUGAUCCUGGCAAGCAGAGCGGCCAAGUUAAACAGUAUCGUGCAUCUUGGAACUGCGGUUGCCAGGCUUCGCCCAUCAGCAAGCAGGAGUUCCACCGCCACGUCGUUCAGCAUGGCUGGCCGAGCGACGGCGUCAUCUGCGAUGGCGGUGCUUCCAACCACGUUUUCAAGCCUGACGAGACGGUGAAUUUUGAUGAGUGGAAGGAGUACGAGUUUUGGGGCGUCGGGCGGUUAGCUCGGAACGUCAGCAGGGACGACGUUGGCGACGUGGUCAAGUUUGAGCGCGUAGAGAAGCACAUAUUCUCUCAUAUCAGCAAUCUGGGUAAGGAGAAGGCCGACGACGGCACCGAGCUCAUCAUGAUAGAGGGCGACACGUUGACCGAGCCAGUCUCCAAGCAACGCUUCUUUGCCUUCAUCACUGGCACUUGCUACAAUCCAAAGAUCUUUGAUGUUACGAACUGCGGCUUCCACGAGGAUGAUGCGGAUCUCUACGCGGCGCCUGAGUUGCUAUGUCCGUGCCUGGUGGGGAUCCUUACGAGGACUUGCAGGAUUUCGGAUCAGUUUGAAGUCUUGGAUUGCCAGACCUCGGACGAGUUCAUUCUGAAGAUUGUCAGGGCUUUGCGGAGCGCUUCGCUGUAUAGCUUGGAGUACUUCGCAUAUGCUGGGUUCGACAGCAGUUUGAUGUGGUCUCAGGUCGAUGGCAAGAAGUUCAUCAGCAAGAUCUUCGUGCCUGAGCGCUCUUGGCCUCCGCCGUCGCGAGAGCGCGGUCAGAAGCGCAAGUCCGCGAUCGCCAAGCUGGUGACAGGGGACCCCUUCGACGAACAGAUGCCAGCUGCAGGCGCUGCCCAGGGCAUGCGCAACGGGCGCGGCAGCGGCGGCCGCGGCGGCGGCCGCGGGAGGCGCGGCCCACUGGCCUCUGGCAGCGCCGUCGGCACUGGCGGCGAGCAGGGCGAGGAGGCGGCGCAGUUGGACAAGGGGCUGGCGCAGGGGGCUGGCUCCGAGGCGGCGCAGCAGGAGACGGCGGAGCGGGGCCACUUCGAGCAUCUAGACUUGGAUUGCGGCUCCGCGGAAUCGAGUCUCUUCGGUGACGAUGGUUUCGACGGGGGCCUCUUCGAGGACGCCGAGUUCGAGCGCCCGCUGGUGCCGCCGCCGCCCUCUUCGGCGGCCGAGAGCGCGCUCGUCGGGCGCGGCCUCGACAUCGAUGACGGCGAGCUCAAGCCUGCAGUUGUCGAGGAGCUCGCGGUGGGCCUCGGAGCUGCAGCCGACGAGGCUGGUGCUGGCAACGAGGGCGAUGGCGGCGGCAGCGGCGUCGGGCGUCCUGAGCUCGCUGGCGGCGCAUGCGCGGCUGGCCAUCCGCCCCCGCCACCCGAGCCGUGGGAGGAGGUCGGGCCUCCUAGUGAGGCAGGGUACCUCUACCGUGGCACGAAGAUGGUCGGCCGCCUCGUCAAGAACAAGACGAAAGGUGGUGUUCACGUCACGUGCUAUAUGCACACGCGGUGCAAUUUGAUGAUCGGCGAUCGCUUGUACCCAGGCGACGACUGCAUCAAACGGUGGCUUUUCGAGGUAGAGCCCACCUUGCCGACUGCCACCGCCGAAGAGCGCAAGGAGCUCACUGCGCGGCACCUGCGCCUGGCAAAGGACAGGUGGCAGACGGCUCGGGGCCGCGCCACGAAGUAA
Messenger RNA from Prorocentrum cordatum, 2942 nucleotides. NCBI's taxonomy places the organism in Eukaryota, Dinophyceae, Prorocentrales, Prorocentraceae. The record is from the annotation of a GenBank genome assembly.